Messenger RNA from Eriocheir sinensis (Chinese mitten crab), 12095 nucleotides. RefSeq lists its product as uncharacterized. Gene Ontology annotation, molecular function: actin filament binding. Lineage: Eukaryota; Metazoa; Arthropoda; Malacostraca; Decapoda; Varunidae. The coding region runs from base 977 to 9664 and encodes 2895 amino acids. Gene Ontology annotation, cellular component: actin cytoskeleton. The record is from RefSeq and is a predicted model, not a curated record. The transcript has 37 exons. Gene Ontology annotation, biological process: actin filament organization.
GCCCUCAUCUCUCUCAGUAGUGUCUAAGCGGGUGAUGCGUUGGUGUGUUGCAGUGCUUCCCCCUCGUCUCGUGCUUCAUGUUGCCUCGCUGGAGCCUGAAUGGAGUUCGUAUAGAGUGUAUUUGACUCCUGAGAACAUGAGGCGAGCAGGGGGGCUUGUGUGUUGGGCGGGGAGCGGCGGGUGGGCGGAAUAGUGGGUGAAUCUGUCUCCCACCGCCGCGGGCUGAGGCAAGUGUACACACCUCCACCUGUGCACCCCAGCUGUGUGUGUGCCGCCUGGGAGGGGUGCAGAGAGGGGCUGAAGGGAGGACGUGAACGAGCUAAGGGAGGUGAAAGGCGAGAGGAAAACGCUACCAAACACAGGUAAAGAAUAAAAGGAAAGGAAAAACAUAACAAGAACUUUGGUGCCGAGAAAGUUUUACAUGCAAGUGUCAGAAAGAGAGAAAAAAAGUGAUGGGAAGGUUAUUUAUCGUUUAGUGUGAAGGAUCUUUGGUGUUUGUUCAUGUCCCUCAGGAGGAGUUGUGUGACGUGACGGCACACACACACACACACACACACACACGCACUUGCUCAUGUUGGGAGGGUACCUGCUGGCGAUUACGAGUCCAAUACGUGAUCAGGCCGUGUUGGUGAAAUACACACGUCCCAGGCCAAGUUCUAAGGCAGUUCUAAUCACGCUCCGCCCUAACCUAACCACCCGUGCCUCCCUGUAAAUAAGUGCUACAAGGUGUGCAAGAAGCGUUCACACACACACACCAGCGCCGCCCCUUCAUCGCCCGCUGCAGGAGCCACUUAGCACAUCCUCUGCCUUAACCUUAGCCCGUGUGCCUCUGUAAAUAAGUGUGCAAGAGGCUGGCUGGGGCGUCUCUAGUGCUUCAUCGAUACUUUCACGUCCUGGCAGUGUCCUUCGCGGCCCGUGGCGGUCUAAAAAGGGCUUGUCAGUGGCCGUGGGCAGCCUCCCCGUCCCUCCCUGAACCAUGUCAGGCUUGAAGGGAGCUGAGUGCCGCAAGUUUCAGGCCAACAUCUUCAACAAGAGCAAGUGUACCAACUGUUUCAAGCAGCGUGAGGAACACUCACCCGAGGCCCUCGAGUCCAACAGGGCGAGCAGGAAGGUGUCAAAAUGUGGCUACCUCUUCGUGGCACCGGACUGGGAUUUCACCAUACCGCUCAACAGGACCAAACGAUGGCAGCGGCGGUGGUUUGUUCUGUACGACGACGGGGAGCUGACCUACUCCCUGGACGACCAUCCGGCCACCAUCCCCCAGGGCGUGGUGGACAUGAACCGGGUGCUGGAGGUGAGCUGCGCGGAGGAGGUGACGGGCAACCAGUUCUCCCUCGCCAUCACCGCGCCAGAUCGUGUCACGUUCAUCAAGGCCACGUGCAAGGAGGAGGCCAAGUGGUGGAUGGACGUGCUCUCCGUCUUCCCGUGCACUCUUAAGCAGCAAGGGCGCCACAAGAGGAACGCCACCUUCCCCGGCAUCAAGACCACCACCGCCAAGCAGACACGGCACACGGCAGCGACUAUGGCGCCCGCAGCCUUUGAGACGGCCGCCGGGCAGAGGGUCAGGUUCCAUAGCUGUACAACCGACCCCAUGGUGGAGGCCAGACCCCAAUCAGCCCCAGCCCCAACCCUAGAGACCGAGGAGGAUGUGUUCCCCACCAAAGACUCCUCCACCCCAGCCCCUUCCUCCACUCUCACCUCCUCCUCCACCGCCCUCUCGUCCUCCUCCACUUCGCGAUUCCUCUCCACCACCCCACUCUCUGCCUCCACCCCUCUCUCCUCCACUCCCUUUUCCUCCCUUCCUCCCUCCUCCUCCUCCUCCUCCUCCACCCGGCUUCUUAGGGAUGAGCAUAAGGAAAACACGACACCGUAUUGUGGAGACUACAGCGACAACCCUCCCACGUCCGAGUCCCCACCAACCCAGGACAAGAUAAGCCACAAGCUGCGCGCGAGACGGGCCGCCCGACGCCUUGAGGGCCGCGGGGUGGGUCUCGUGCAGCCCAGGAGUAAGUCUGAAGUGUCUGGCAUGUUCCACGUCACGCACGGACACCAGGCAACCACCUCAACCACCUCCACCACCACCACUGCUGCCUCUAACACCGGUGGAGCUCUAACUGGCUGCUCCAAUAACCUGAGGGCUCAUGGACUCACUAACUUUGGCUCUAACUCUAACCCUAACCUGUCUAAGAGCCUGACGUCAUCUUCUGUCCCGUCCGCAAGUGUUCCUAUACAAACAAACUGUCCCCCAGAAGUACUGAGACAAAACCUUCCUUCUUAUCCCUCCAGCCUUCCUUCCUCACCUUCCUCUGGGCCAAGAAACACCUCUUUGCCUCUCCAAAGUAAAAGUACCUCUGAAGGACCCACUCGUCACCCCUCUCUCUCGGCGCUGACGCAAAACCUUCCCUCCAGCCUUCCUUCCUCUCCAUCCUCUGGGCCGAGAAACACCUCUUUGCCUCUCCAAAGUAAAAGUACCUCUGAAGGGCCCACUCGUCACCCCUCUCUCUCGGCAGUGCGUCAGAACCUUCCUUCUUCUUCCUCCUCUGGGCGUAGAAAUACCUCCUUGCCUCAGUUCUCAGGUUUCACUCAGGAUUCUGCCUCUCUCUCCUCUUCCCCCUCUCACAGUUCCACCUUGACCUAUUCUACAUCCUCCUCCACCUCCUCCACCUUUCCAUCAACAACUCCUUCACAAGUGGCAGCCUCCUCCUCCUCCUCCACGGCCAAGCCUCUCAAACCCUUCUCCAAGGACUUGAGAGGGAGGAGAAGAGCCACCAUUGCUGUAGCCUCUUCACUCUCCUCCCUCACUUCCUUUCCUUCCUUUGCCCGCCCUUCUACGCUCUCUCCCCCAUCCUCCUCCUCCUCCUCCUCCACUCCAUUCUUCCCCUCUCUUGGCCUCAACCACACCCUCAACUCAUUCUCCACCUCAUACCUUUCUCGAGGGACCACUGGAGGAUGCUCUACCCCGCCUCCUACCUCUCACUCCCUCUCCUCCUCCUCCCUGGGGCUGGCCAUGCAUGCCCCCCUCCCCUCCUGGCCGCCUCCCCCCAGAGCCGCCACACCGCCCGCCAGACCAGCAGGCGAUGUGUCCCGACGGCAGCUUCUUACAGACCUUGAGGAGACCAAGAGAGAGGAGAAGUUGAAGGACAUUGCAGACUCCAUCACCCGGCCAAGGGGCUCAUCCUCCCUGGCCUACCUAUCCUCUAAGCCUGGCGUGUUGGAUGUGAAGCCAACCAGAGAGAGUGACCCAGCUGAGGAGGUUGACCCGCCCCUCACCAACCAGACCCACCCCACCCAGCCCCAGGACACCUCAGCACCCUCACACCCAGACCAUGUUCGAGGUGACCCUGAUGGCUGUGGGUUGGAGCUGUCCCCGCCCUACCCUGCUAGCCCUGACCUCCAGCGUGUUGACCUCCCUGCUGAGGACCUGCUUUAUAUCAAGAAAGGAUGGCUCAUGAAGCAGUCUCUUAGCCAGGAAUGGAACAAGUACUGGUUUGUGCUCCGUGGGACUGGCCUCAUGUUCUACCGUGACCCGGGGGCGGAGGACAGCGGCAUCCUGGCUGGCAUCAUUGACCUCAGCCUAGCCAAUAGUGUGGAGGAAAGUGAAGUGGCUCGGAACUAUGGUUUUACUGUCAUGACUUGGGAGGAGAAAAAGUACAUCUUCUCUGCCGUGACGUCCGGGAUCCGUGCCAACUGGGUUCAGGCCCUGAGGAAUGCCGCCAACCUCAAGGAGCAGAAGGACCGCCCACUGACCCUCGGGGAGAAGAUCGAGAGAGAGAUCGUGGCCAAGAAAUCACGUGGCAGCUCCCAAGGGUCCACCUUUGAGAGCAUGGCAGCAGAGAGGGAGCGAGACACAGCCGAGAGAGAGCGUGACACCAACCUCCACAAAGAACCUCCCCUCUCCUCCUCCACCACCACCCCCUUCGUCUUCUCCUCGGAGGAAGACGGAGAGGAGGAAGAGGAGGAGGAUGAGGACGAGGAUGAGGAGGAUGAGGACGAGGAGGAGGAGGAGGAGGAGGAAUAUCGUACGGCCUCGGAAACUUCGUCCAUGUCGCGAUUUCACCAGCAAACCUCGGAGGAUAUUUGUGACUGGGGCAAUUCCAAAUCCGACCUCAGCAAGCACUCCAGGUCAUCCCCUAUGUCACGGCGCAGUGCCAAGGAUGACUACCUCAGUGCCGCGCCUGCACCCACCUCCUCCACCACCACCACCACCACCACCAGCGGCCUUAGUGGGGGUGGUGAGAGGGACAUUUGCUACUCCGAAACUGGCUCACUCCACUCCAUACAUGAUUUGGACGACAGAUUGCAGCCAGAAAAGGAUGGCCCCGUUAGCAGCUCCACCACCUCUGUGCUCCCGGCCUCUGGAGAUGCCCUGCUAGUGGACCUGCUGGAGACACAGAGAGAGAGAGAGAGAGAGAGAGAGAGAGAGACCCAGACGGACUUCCUGGAGCUGCACAAGGAACACUCCGCCCUCAAGACCAAACUGCGGGUGGGUGGAGGAGGGGGCGGAAGAGGGGCGGGCGUGGGGGACAAGAGUGGAGGAGGAGGAGUGAGUGGAAGAGGAGGAGAAGAAGAAGGUGGGAAUGCAAUCACCACCUCCUCUCCUUCCUCCAACGCCAUGACACAUUACCUCCACCUCCACCACAGUCCCUCACAGCCUCACCACCACCUGUACCACCACCACCACUCCACCACUCCACCUGACUCAGACUCCCCCCACCAGCCAGUGUCAGGGUCCCACUCAAGGGCCAGGCUGGAGGUGGAGUUGUCCGAGGCGCGCCAGACCAUCGCCAGCCUCAAGGCCGACCUCACCCGGCUCCGCAAGAGGCUGGAGAUGUGUGAGGGCGACCUUGACCGAUCCGAGCGUGAGGCGGACCAGCUGAGGCGCGACAAGGAGGAUGUGGCCCAGGACCGCAGUGCCUUGCAGCGCCGUGCCGCCAACCUAGAGAUACAGGUCAAGGAACUCCUGGACCGGGUGGAGGAGCAGGAGCAUGACCUGGCGGAGAAGGCGGCGGCGACCAACCAGCUCAACGAACUGAGGAAGAAGUACGGUGAGCUGCUGGACCACUUCUCGGCCCAGCAGGCGGAGGUGCUGGCCGGCCUGGACUGGAAGCAACAGUACGCACUCCUGGAGAAAAAGAGUCUGAAGGAGAGGGACGAAUGGGAGGAGAGGCUCGGCGUGCAGGAGAAAAAGUUCCUGGAGUUGUCGGCCAGCCAGGAAGCGCGGCAUCAGGAGGUGGUGCGACGGCUUAACAGAUCCCUCCAGGAGGCCGAGAAGAAGAUCCAGAGCCUGGCGUCAGAGAUGGAGGGGCAGCAGCGCUCGGCCCCCUCCAGCUCGGCCAGGAAGUUCUCGGGGUCAAGUUCGGAGAACUCGGACGUGUGGCAGCACAACCAGCAACUCACCAUGCAGCUUGAGCACCUCACCACGGAGCUGUCCAGGAUGCGUGACACCCUGAAGUCCGAGAAGUCCGAGGUUUACAAGUGGAAGGACCUGGUCAAGGAACUCCGCUCUCUGCUGGACGGAAGGAAUGACGAGAUUGAGCGGAAGAGAGAGGAGCUUGAGGAGGUGCGAGAGAGCCUGAGGUCAACGCAGAGGGAGCUUGACCACACCACCGAUCGCCUGCACCGUGGCAUUGAGGAGAACGAGAGCCUCUGUUCAAGGGUGCGGGAGCUGGAGAGGACGCUGCGCCAGGACAAGGAGCGAAGAGCUUCCUCCAAUCUCUCCAUCUCGAGCAGCAGGGAGCGGUUUACCUCCAAGAAAGCCCUGCCCAGAAUUGACUCCCUCAGCGACCUGACCAACAUUGACCUGACCUUUGACCCCGAGGAGAUGGACAAGGAACAGCUGGUCGAGCACUGCGGGGAGGUGCGGGUGCGUCUGGAGAGAGCCGUGGGGGAGAUCCGCGCCCUCAAGCGACAGGUGCGCGAGGGACAGGAGCUGCAGGACCAGUUGGAGCUUUCGAACUUGCAGCUGCGCCAAGACCUCAAGGGCAGCCAGGGUGAUUUUAACUCCCAGCUCAACCUGAUGACUUGUAGGGUGCAGGACCUUACCAACAAGCUGACCAACUCGGAGAAACAGGUUAGAAUAUUACGUCAGAAGAUGAGCCGUGCCGAGAGCCGCGACAGACGCCGAACGCAGUCCCUGAAGGGCCGCGAGUCCUUUACGCUAUCCAAGGACAUGGAGGCCAAAUUAGGGCAGCUGGAGGCCAAGGUGGAACAGCUGUUGAAACCUAAGGAUGACUCUAUGCUGCCAGGGGUGGAGGAGGAGGAAGGGAAGGCUCCAGAGAAGGCCAGCGUGGAGGGCGGCAAGGUGGCGAGGCGGUCCAGGAGCUUUGAGGAGUCCACCAAAUCCUCUCGUCUCCGUCGGAAGUCCCUCGACAGUCCUGGGAGCUCCGAGGCAAUGAAGGCGAUCGUCAGACUCAAUGCGCUGGAGGCCAAGGUGACGGACCUCAGCACGCCAACCCCUGCCGGCACUGUUGACACCCAGCCUGGCACCACCACCACCACCACCAAGGGCCAGUCGAGAGCCAGGUCGCCUCCCCAUGCUGCCACAUCCCCCCUCAGAUCCCCAUCGGUGUCCCACAAGAGUCUCCGGUCGCCCCGAACAACCCCGGAAAAGUCUGUCAAGGUUGGACGCUCGGACUCGGAAAUCAGACACUUGCGGGAGAGGCUGGCGGCUCUGGACCAGGUGCUGACGACCCUCCAGACACAGCUUGGCGAGUGCGUGUCCUGGGCGGGUGCUGUGGAGUGCGUGUGUUCGUGUGGGGCACCUGGACUGUCCUCCCUGCAGCAGCGACUGGGGGGGGCGCUCCACCUGGCCCAGCUACGACACAGCUCUCUUGACCAGACCCAGGUGGCACGCGUUAAGCCUCUGACCCUCAAGCUGCAGGAUAUGCUAAGGGACAAACUGGCUGAGCUGGCGGCCCGACGAGACAGCCUAAAGAAUGAAGGCAAGUGGACGAGGGAUGUUCAGGUGAAGGUGUUCGCCGAGCGCCUGGCGUACGAGACACUGGUGCUGAGUCAACUGGCGCAGGUGCUUCAGACCAGCCAGCGGCCACACAUGUAUGAAGCCUCCGCCAGACUACAGGAGCUGGUUGAGGCGCACCGCAAGCUUUCAUUCCUGGAGAAGAAGCUCACCAACCCAGACUUCGACAUGGAUACUCUUUCUCCACUUGACUUUUACACGAGUCUGUUGGCGGAGAAGCUGGUGGUGCAGGCGGAGGUGGCCGGUCUGUCGUCCCGCGCCUCCACCGUGCCUCCGCCAGCCCUCGGGGAGACCUGCCGGGACCUCCAGGCGCGUCUUCUGGAGCGAGAGAGGAACCUGGCGGGGCUGCUGACGCGCUACAAGGAACAGAAGCUGCACCAGAUAGCCGUGGUCAUGGCCAGGGAGACUGUCACAGGCACUGGGCCAGGGCAGGACGAGACAGUGCUGGUUGAGGAGGUCAGAAUGCGGCAAGUCUGGACACAAGCGCAGGACCUUGUCAGCCAGGAGCUCGCCAACGCAGAGGCCGGCCAAUCCCUGCUGCGUCUAUCCCACCUCCUGUCCCCGGAUGGCCUGCCCCCUACCGUGGCCGUCCCCUGGCCCACCGCCGCCGCCCUGGAGCGCUGUCACCGAGCCGCAGAGGACUCGUUACGCCAGGAGAUGGAGGAGGCUGUCUUCACGCUUAGCAACAAGUACGAGGCCGUUCUAGCGCGACACAGGGCCGGGGAAACUGCCGUGUUACAGUCCGUGUCAGCCACCAUGGACGCGCUUUUGGCUGAGUUCGCUGCCGUCGCUGCGCAGAAGGCGGUGAUCGACGGCCAGCUGGCGGUGGUUCAGGGUGAGGGCGGAGAAGCGGCCCUGGAAACCCUGGCCAUCGUUGAGGAGGUUAAGGACACUGUGGGCUCGGCCAGUGAUGUCGUAGCCAGCGAGUCCCAUCUACUCAUGUUCCUGGGCGGCCGAGACUCUUCCCUGGAGAGCCUUGUUCAGCCUGCCCUGGACCAAGCGGAGUUCACCUUCCUCUACAACAAGGCAACCACUCAAGGCUCCACUGAGUUAGCCAGGCUGCUGCAGGAGGUCACUGAGGCUCGGAACGCUCCAGACCUCAUGAAAACAUCCACAACCUCCACCUCAACCAGCCUCACCUCAUCCACCACCUCCACUUCCACCCCCAGCUCUACCAAGGACACCCCUGUGGAAGCCUCAGUUGCUACUAACACAGGGGUCAAAAUGCAGUCAUCCCCCAAGGUCAAAAGGAAGAGUGAAGGUCGUAGGUCGUCGAGGAGGUCGUCAGACAUCACUGGUAUGGCCGAGGGGUGCCGGCAGUGCGAGGAGCUGCGUCAGGAGGUUGCCAAGCUGAAGCGGAGCAUGGACCUACGGAGGGCAAGGGAGCGUGAGGUGGAGUGCAAGCAGUGUCUCGCCCACCUGGCUGCCAUCAAGGCCCUGGAGAAGGAUCACGAGGCUGCCGUCACAGCCCUGAAGGCACAGCACCAACAGGAACUGGCCCGUGUGCACCUUCUGGAGGAGGCCGCCGCGGGGAGUGCAGUCUCCACCACCGACGGGGAGCUGACGGAGCUGCAGCGUCGCCUCAGCCUUCUGGAGGAGGGAUAUGAGGCACAGAUCUCCGCCCUCAAGCACCAGUAUGAGGAGGCGUUGGGCAGCCAGCCGGAUCUUUGUGAGGAGAAGGUGCGGCAGAGAUACCAGCUGGAGAUUGAGCACUUGAGGGGCCUGUGUGAGAAGGGUCUUGGCGCCAUGGAGAACUCCCACAAGAGGAUGCUGACGGAGAUGGAGGAGAAGCAUCGCAGGGAGUUGGCGGCGCUGCAGGCGGAGAAGGAGCAGGCCCUGGCGGAGGAGACUCAGGCCACGCUGGCUGCCCUUGACGCCAUGCGGAAGGCUCAUGAGUCCGAGGUCCAGCGUGAGAUAGCCAAAUUCAAGGAGGAGUUCAUCCGGAAAAUGCAGGCGAGCCACGACCUAACCGCCAUCCACAAGGAGCACGAGGCGGAGAUGGAGGACAUCCGGCGGGAGAUCUUGUCUCUCUCCCAGAAGUACUCCGUCAAGUGCCUGGAGUCUGCGUCCCUGGAGGAGAGGCUGGAUGCCCUCACCCGCCAGCUGAACGAGGCCAACAAGCAAGUGUUUGACCUACAAGCCAGGAACAAGCAGCUCAAGGGUCACCUCUCGGCACAAGUCUCUCAGCUCCAGGGCGAGGGCAGAAGGGAUGCGGAGAGCCAGCUGAAGGUGUGUGAGGCCGAGCUGGGACUGAUGAAGGAGGAGGUGGCCAGGCUCACCCAGCAGCUCCACCAGGCUCAGACACAUGAGAGUGACCUGGGGGAGCUGUGCCGCCAGUUGGGUCAUUUCUUAAAAGCCGAGCGCCAGCUGAGGACAGACGAGGUCACCACUCUUAGAGAGAAACUGGAGGCCAUUCUGCUCACCGCGGCCAACAUGCAAGGUAACACACACACACACACACACACACACACCAAAAUUCCGUCUCUCCCCCCAGACUUGCUAAGGUCCCCCAGCUGUCCGCGCCUGUCCGGAGUGUCGUCUUUUUUAUUGGGUGGCCCUUGUCUGGGGGGGUCAGGGCCACCUACCAACCCAGCCCCGACCCCAGACCUCCCCUCACCCCUGGCAGGCAUGGUGGCGACGCGCAAGAAGGUGUUCGAGAUGCGACACGCCGUCACGGACCCUAUCUAGACGACCCGCUUGACUCCAUCGCUGAGGAGGGCAGUGGCGUCAAGGCGGGAGGUUCGCAUCUCUCCCGGCGGAACAGUGUCGCUUCCUGCUCCUUGGCGACACAAAACAGAGGUGGAAUGGCGAUGCUGAGGGUGCCAUGGAGCCGCGCUGCCACAGAGAAGGAAUUCAUCUCACUCAUGGAACGCGUGCAGGAGGAAUGCGCGCCCCCGAUCACUGCGAACCGCCCCUCCAGAAAGUCGCUACCUGCCGGUGCGCUCCGUUCGUACAUGAGGAGCACGGCGUCUUCCGUUCGUAGGAGUCACGGCAGUGGUGGUUCUCCUUCUCCAAGCCCACAGGAUGAGUCUAGCAAGGUUAAGCGGGAUUCUCAAGUCUCGAAAACACAGUCGUUGCUUCCAAGGAAAAAGAUUGUCCCUGUAAAGCCCAGUAUUCCCCCAGUGUUACUCAAGGACAGGGGGAGUGUUGGAGGUUCUGCUGCCAGUGUCGGAGAUGAAGCCAGACAUCCCGUGCCAUCCUCAACCAACAAGGACAGCCCACAACAACAUCCGCCGGGAGACUCGACAUCUGUGGCGGCCGGCGGCAAGGAAGGGCUGCUCAAGAAGGGUGUUGGAGGUGCGACAGGCCCUUGUGAGACCAACUGUAAGGGAUGCCAGCUGGUUGAUCUCUGGUUCAUAUUCUGGCAUGCACAGUUCAACCCACCAUCUGUUCAUAAGCCAGAGAAGAACAAAGCCACACUGCCUGCCGUGUGAGACCAGUUGCAAGGGGUACCAGCUGUAAGGGGUGCCAACUGUAAGGGAUGUCAGCUGGUGAGUUCAAUCCCCCAUCACUACAUAAACCAGAGAAGAACAAAGCUGCACCGCCUACUGUGUGAGACCAGCUGCAAGGGGUACCAACUGUAAGGGGUACCAGCUGCAAGGGGUACCAGCUGUAAGGGGUACCAGCUGUAAGGGGUGCCAGCUGUAAGGGGUACCAGCUGCAAGGGGUACCAGCUGUAAGGGGUACCAGCUGUAAGGGGUGCUAGCUGUAAGGGGUGCCAACUGUAAGGGAUGUCAGCUGGCGAGUUCAAUCCCCUAUCGCUCAUUAGCCAGAAAAGAACAAAGCUACACUGCCUGCCUUGUGAGACCAGCUGUAAGGAGUGCCAGCUGGUGUAAGAGGUGCCAGCUGGUGGAACAAAGCUUAACCACCUGCCUUGUGAGACCACCUGUAAGGAGUGCCAGCUGGUGGAACAAAGCUUAACCACCUGCUGUCCACCACAGAAGCUUGUCUUAGGCCGGUCGUCAGUGCGGGAAUCGAUCUGAAGGUUUGUAAAUAUGUAUUGUAAACAUGUAUAGGACUCGUAAUAUUUUUUGACCUGUUAGAGUAUAAUACUGACCACUCCCUCACUCACCCUUACCCACCUUGAAGGCCCAGGAACACAUUGAAUACUGUUACUAUGUUGAAUAACUUAAUAUACGUUUGUAGUGAUAAACGAUAGAUGAGAUUACGAGAGUUUAUGAAGGUAACCAAAUAUCUUAACCCAACCCACGGUAAUAAUUCAUAGCAAUACGUUAUUAUUAUGUAUCUUAACAACCUCAGCGACUGUCCACGUUUCCGGUUCUGAUAAACAUAACUUCCGGCUUCUCUACCGAGUGUUAUGAGGAGCAUUUUUCUCACUCCCUCUCUCCACUAUUUAUUGUCAUAUUUAUUUGGUUAAUUUACAAAUGUUUUAAGCCAGGAUGUUUAAGUGAGGGCGUUUAAGCGAUGACAUGUGAGUGAGAAUGUUUGAGCAAGGAUGUUUAAGUAAGGACAUUUAAGUGAGGAUGUUUAAGUGAGGAUGUUCAAGUGAGAAUGUUUAGGCAAGGAUGUUAAGUGAGGAUGUUUAAGUGAGGACAUUUAAGUAAGGACGUAUGAGUGAGAAUGUUUAAGCAAGGAUGUUAAGUGAGGAUGUUUAAGUAAGGAUGUUUAAGCAAGGACGUUUAAGUGAGACUGUUUAAGCAAGAAUGUUUAAGUGAGGAUGUUUAAGUAAGGAUGUUUAAGUAAGGAUGUUCAAGUGAGAGUGUUUAAGUAAGGACGUAUGAGUGAGAAUCUUUAAGCAAGGAUGUUAUAAGCGAGGAUGUUUAAGCAUGGAAGUUUAAGUGAGGACAUUUAAGCAAGGACAUUUAAGCGAGUACGUCUAAGCAAGGACAUUUAAUCAAGGGCGUACGAGCCUUCUUAACACACUUAGCCUUACCGUUAAGUCACGCCGAGGCAGUGACUUCCCAUAACUUAAGUGGUGGAGACUUUCCCUGUUGUUAUACUGUAAUUAUUCUUAAUUUAUUCACACCCACUAUUGUUACUCUUAAUACAUUGGAGGCACGCUUCACUCACCCAGUAACCUGCCUUUGUACAGCCACUGAUACAUUUGUCAAAGGUUUAUCAAAGUAUAUAUAUUUUAAAUAAAUAAUAAACUCUUGAA